AUGCAGCUGUCUUUGACGCAACCAAGUUCCUGGAUACUGCCUCUACUAAUGGUAACCAACUUGCUCCUGUGGAAGAAUGUGGCAUCAGUGCCCAUGUGUGCAAUGAGGAAUGCUCGUUGCUUUACCUUCUUCGAAGACACGUUUGAAUUAGCUGGCAGUUUGUCUCAUAAUAUCAGUAUAGAAAUUUCAACACUGUUCACUGAAUUUGAAAACCAAUAUGCUAAAUUGCCUGGGCUCAAAAGCAGAAGCCGCAUGAGAUGCCACACUUCUUCCUUCCCUAUUCCAGAAAACAAGGAACAAGCCAGGCACACACAUUAUGCAGCUCUACUGAAAUCAGGGCUAAUGAUUUUGGAUGCCUGGGAAAGCCCUCUGGAUGAUCUAGUGAGUGAACUAUCUACCAUAGAAAACGUCCCUGAUACUAUCAUCUCUAAAGCCAAAGACAUAAAGACAAAAAUCGAUGCAGUCCAGAAGGGGGUUAAUUCCCUCAUCAGCAGCAUGCUUCAGAAUGGAGAUGAAGAAAACAACAAACCUGCCUGUUCCAGACUGCCACUCUUGCAAACCAACAAAGAAGAUGCUCGCAUUCGAUCUUUAUAUGGCAUGAUCAGCUGCCUAGACAAUGACUUUAAGAAGGUUGAUAUUUACCUCAACGUCCUGAAGUGCUACAUGCUAAAAAGAGAUAACUGCUGA
Messenger RNA from Apodemus sylvaticus (European woodmouse), 687 nucleotides. RefSeq names its product prolactin-2C5-like. The transcript is spliced from 5 exons. Gene Ontology annotation, molecular function: prolactin receptor binding; hormone activity. The coding region runs from base 1 to 687 and encodes 228 amino acids. Gene Ontology annotation, biological process: mammary gland development; positive regulation of receptor signaling pathway via JAK-STAT; positive regulation of cell population proliferation. Gene Ontology annotation, cellular component: extracellular region. NCBI's taxonomy places the organism in Eukaryota, Metazoa, Chordata, Mammalia, Rodentia, Muridae. The record is from RefSeq and is a predicted model, not a curated record.